This is a messenger RNA of Dibothriocephalus latus, 738 nucleotides long. The record is from the annotation of a GenBank genome assembly. Lineage: Eukaryota; Metazoa; Platyhelminthes; Cestoda; Diphyllobothriidea; Diphyllobothriidae.
ACCGGAAUGGGCGACAAUGCGUUUGAAUUCAUCAAGACCAACCGGAUUCCAGCCCCUUUCAUUGGCAUGAUCAUAAUCCAAUCAGUCUUCAUCGUUGCUGAUCGCGCGCUUUUCCUACGGAGACAAGUUCUUGGAAAGUUCAUUUUCCAGAUCUUCCACGUCAUUCUAAUCCACAUUUGGCUAUUCUUCGUGUUGCCGCAGAUCACUCUGGCGCCCUUCCGUUCGGGAUUCGCGCGCUCUCUGCUUUACCUCGUCAAGUGUCUCUACUUUGGUUUAUCGGCCUACCAAAUUCGCAGCGGUUACCCACAACAUAUUUUGGGCAACUUCCUGACAAAGAACUACAACUACAUCAACUUGGUUCUUUUCAAAGCGUACCUCAUAAUGCCAUUCCUGUACGAGCUGCGUAGCGUCAUGGACUGGAUGUGGACCGACAGCCCCCUCUCGCUGUAUCAUUGGAUGGAACUGGAAGAUAUCUAUGCGAAAGUCUUCCUAAUGAAGUGUUGGCGUCGGUCCGAAAUCGCCUACCCUACCCCCCUAGGCCAAAGGCGGAGCAUCGUUACGAAGUACACUGUCGGUCUUUUGCUCCUGCUGUUUGCAUUCCUCUGCUUCUGGGGUCCCCUGGCUGUCGGUUCCUUCAUUGAUACCACAUUCGUCAUCAAUGUACCGGUCGAGUGUUUUCAAAUGCUGUCUCUUGGUGGAUUUCCGGUAAUUGUUUUUCUUCUGCCUCUUUUCCCUUAA